AUGCCUAUGAAUCGCCCACCCAUGCAUCGACCAGCUGACACCCGAGCAAAUCAACCCUUGCUCAAAGAUGAGCGCAGAGGACGGCUGUCAAACGCCAGCCUGGGCCAUGGGGAGGCAGAGGGCAGACCCAUGCUACACCAUUCGCGGCGGCCCACAAUCAGGGGGUUGAGCCCGGAGCGCAAUGCGGAGCAGGAGACACGGCGCAAAUACCUGAUUGCGUCGGGUUUUCUCUUGCUGAGUUUGACUAGUUUUGUCGUCCAGACCGAGACGGCGGUAUACAUUCAGCAUGAGUUGCACUGGGAUAAGCCAUACUGCAUGCUCUACCUCACACACGGUUCUUGGACUCUGCUUUGGCCGGCGCAACUUCUGAUACUCCGGUUGCAGCAACGGAAACUUUCGUGGACGGCAUUUUGGCGGCGACAUGUCUAUCUUCUUCGAUCUACAGCCAAAAUGGUGGAAGCUCAAGAUCUACACAUCACCUCCCGCGACUCCCAGCGCUCUCCAGUUCGAUACAUGCUUAGAACAACUGCGUUCGUCACUACUGCUCUUACCAUCGCCGGUGGCUCCUGGUAUGUUGCGGUCAACAUGACAACAGCCAGUGAUUUGACCGCGAUCUACAACUGCUCCGCCUUCUUUGCCUACGCAUUUUCCAUCCCUCUUCUCAAAGACAAGCUCCGGUUCGAUAAAGUAUUCGCCGUCGUGGUAGCAAUCGUUGGGGUUCUCGUUGUCGCAUACGGAGAUAGAGACGAGAGCAAGAAGACAGCCGAUGGCACGGUCGGCAAAGCGCAUGAUGAGGCAGAAAACAGACUUCUAGGGAACAUCAUAAUCGGAGUUGGUAGUGUACUCUAUGGUUUGUACGAGGUGCUCUAUAAGAGAUUUGCCUGCCCUCCGGAGGGCACCAGCGCCGGCCGCAGCAUGAUCUUUGCCAACACCUUUGGCAGCCUUAUUGGAUGCUUCACUCUUCUCGUUCUCUGGAUCCCGUUGCCCAUCCUUCAUAUCACCGGCCUGGAGACAUUUCGCUGGCCCACCGGCGAAACUGCAUGGAUGCUAAUGAUCUCUGUCCUUGCCAAUGCUACAUUCUCCGGUUCAUUCUUAGUCCUUAUCUCCCUUACCUCCCCCGUCCUUUCGUCCGUCGCCGCCCUACUCACCAUUUUCCUCGUCGCUAUCGCCGACUGGCUCCGAACCGGGCAGCCUCCCUCGGCCGCCGCCAUUAUUGGCGGCAUUCUCAUCAUCGGCGCUUUCUUCCUUCUGACCUGGAGCACAUAUCGGGAAAUGAAUGAAGAGCGGAAGAAAACCCUGCAGAAUGAUCAGACUGAGUCGGACAGUGAAGAAUAG
Messenger RNA from Aspergillus sclerotioniger CBS 115572, 1335 nucleotides. RefSeq lists its product as uncharacterized. The record is from RefSeq and is a predicted model, not a curated record. The transcript is spliced from 3 exons. Gene Ontology annotation, molecular function: enzyme regulator activity. Bases 1 to 1335 code for a protein of 444 amino acids. Gene Ontology annotation, cellular component: endoplasmic reticulum membrane. Gene Ontology annotation, biological process: intracellular calcium ion homeostasis. Lineage: Eukaryota; Fungi; Ascomycota; Eurotiomycetes; Eurotiales; Aspergillaceae.